This is a messenger RNA of Sceloporus undulatus (fence lizard), 1439 nucleotides long. Its product is annotated as zinc finger protein DZIP1L-like. The coding region runs from base 210 to 1439 and encodes 409 amino acids. The record is from RefSeq and is a predicted model, not a curated record. The transcript has 8 exons. Gene Ontology annotation, cellular component: cytoplasm; ciliary basal body. Gene Ontology annotation, biological process: cilium assembly. Lineage: Eukaryota; Metazoa; Chordata; Lepidosauria; Squamata; Phrynosomatidae.
CUCCAGCUCAGAAAGUUUUGCCUAAAAUCCAUUCUACUUUCACCAACUCCCUUCCUCCCCUCCCCUCCUUCCCUUCCACCCCUUGCUUCUAUAACACACACACACACUCCAAGAAUCACUCCACAAAGCAUACUCUCUGAGAACAGCCUUUUGCUUCCAGUAUUUACUUCCCAUUGCCACGGUCAGCAUCCCAAUAUUAUUGGGCAAGUAUGCCAGGCUCGUCGUUUUCUGUGAAUUUCCAGAGCAGCAGUGACCACUUUGGGAACAUGCUAGCCGGUUCUACUGUCAUUCCAGCCUUUAAGUUCCAGCUGCGGAAAAACACUAUUGACUGGAGGCGAUUCAGUGCCAUUGAUGUGGAACGGGUGGCCCGCGAGUUGGAUCUUGCUACUCUUCAAGAAAACAUCAACAUUGUCACCUUUUGCAAUCUUGAUGCUGAGAAGUGUCCCUACUGUCAACAACCAGUGGACCCUGUUCUCUUAAAGGUCCUCAAGAUGGCCCAGCUGAUCAUUGAAUACCUACUCCAUUCUCAGGAGUAUCUGAGUAUGAAUUUGACGCUUCAGGAGGAGCAGCACCAGGCUGCCCUUGAAGACCUUAAGCACCUCAAGCAUGACUUAGAUAAACAAGCAGAAGAGCUGAAGAGUGUCAAGGAAGAGAGCAGGAGGCGGAAGAAGAUGAUUGCCACCCAGCAGUUGCUUUUGCAAGCUGGAGCCAAUAACUACCACAAGUGCCAACUCUGUGAGAAGACCUUCAUGAAUUACUCCUUUCUUCAAGCCCACAUGCAGCGAAGGCACCCAGAAGCCACUGCAGCUGAGAAGGAGAAGAAGAAACAUGUGGAGCAAAUGGAAAAUGAAAUUGAAGAACUGAAAGUCAAGCUGAAGGAGACCCAUGCCCAACUGGAGGCUGAGAGUCAGUAUAGAGCUCAGGAAGCAGAGAGUGUUCGCCAAAGAGAAGAGGAGGGAAGACAAAAGUUUGAGAGGUGGAAGGAAGAGGAGCGGACAAAAUUUGGAAAGGAAAUGGAAGACCUUAGGCAGCUCUUCCUUACUGAAUUCAAGGAUAUUUCCAGCAGGAAUUCUGCCUUGGAAGGGAAACUUCAAGAACUGCAAGUGAAGAGUACAGUUGUUUCUAAUCUAGGAACACUGCAGGAUGAUGAUUCUGCUGACAAGCAGCAAUGGACUAAGACUCAGAAGGAACUGCAAGGGAUGAAAGCAAAGAUCGAACAGCAGAGAACAGAGUGGAAAUGGAAGCUAAAGGAACUUCAGAAGGAGCACCAGAUAGACAAGGAACAAGUGAGUACACUUAAGCAUCUGUUUUCUGGGGUUUUUUUUUCUCUUUCCAAUAGGAGAGGGCACACAUUAGACUGGUGUAUAGUCAACAUAUGCCCACAUCCAGAGCAACAGGUCCAUUUUUUGUACUCCAAAAAGAAAGAAAAAAAAGAGUAA